CCCUAAUGUUCUGAAAUGUCAGGUUAUGACCGCAACUAUAACAACUAUCCGAAUGAUUUAAGAGACACUUACGACCCUUAUAGGGAUCCAUAUCAAACUAACGACCCUCGCCAGUACAAUCCGCCCCCAUAUUACUCCACAACCACCGCGGAGCCUUACGUAGCCAAAUACGACCACAUAGGAGACUUCACUCCAUUUUAUAUUGCCAUUACUUUUUGUGCUAUUAUUGGAAUCAGCUUGUUUAUUUUGAAUAUUGUGCUUGGGUGCUGCUCCAGUUAUUCAGAGUAUUGGAAAGAUAGGCAUACAGGUAACCGUUGGAUAGUCUCCCUCUGGACCGCCACCCCCCAUAAACAACCACCCCUGGACCACACGACUGAACUACAAGAAAUUUCAUCGAAAAACCACGUGGUUUACUAUCAUCCUCAGGUCGAAGAACAUCCGGAAGGAUCAGAACUUCUAGAGGUUAGAUCUGAAUUAAGGUCCGCAAGGGAGAGUGAAAUUUAA
This is a messenger RNA of Anthonomus grandis grandis, 504 nucleotides long. RefSeq lists its product as uncharacterized. The coding region runs from base 16 to 504 and encodes 162 amino acids. The record is from RefSeq and is a predicted model, not a curated record. NCBI's taxonomy places the organism in Eukaryota, Metazoa, Arthropoda, Insecta, Coleoptera, Curculionidae. The transcript is spliced from 2 exons.